AAGCGUACAUUGCUCUGCUCCUACCAUUGAAAGCGACGAGCAUGUCAGUACUGAUACAAAGUCCGAACGAAAUGUUGUUCCGCGUUAAGUCUCGUUUCUAGUCACGGCCGUGCACGCUUUUAUGUUGCGUGCAAAUGGUGUGCGCAGCAGUGCUUCUCGAGUAAAGGAAUUUAAUCGCUAAUCUAAACAUUAAAUCGCGUUUUUUCAAAUUACCGCAACGGUGUGCAUUCAGUGUGCGUUUUAUCAAAGAAACCUCAGAGACGCAAAUUUUGCUUGAUAAGAGAAUUAUUCAAAACAGUGCGCGUGCUUUCAGAUUCGAAAGUGCUUUACUAUGUUGAUCAAACUGCAGAUGGCUACUGUUCAAUGCAUUAAACAGUAAGAGGCAUGGAACAAUUCCAUGAUAUGAGUGAUGGAAAUAUAAAUAUAAGUGAUGUCAUUGAAGUCAUCCAAACUACCGAUCCUGGGUUUGUGGAAUGUAGUGAAAAGGAGGAUCAACUGCCACUGGAAAUGAACACUGGGAGGUUAUUACCAUAUGUUGAAAUAAUAGAACAGCCAGCAAGUAAAGCUUUACGUUUUCGCUAUGAAUGUGAAGGCAGAUCGGCUGGUAGUAUACCAGGAGUAAACAGUACACCAGAAAACAAAACAUUUCCUAGUAUAAGAAUAGUUGGAUAUAAAGGUAGAGCUGUAGUUGUAGUAUCAUGUGUAACAAAAGAUCAACCACACAGACCUCAUCCUCAUAAUCUUGUUGGAAAGGAAGCAUGUAAACGUGGUGUAUGUACAGUAGAAGUCUCAUCAGAAAAUAUGACAGUCACAUUUGCAAAUCUUGGUAUUCAAUGUGUUAAGAAAAAGGAUAUUGAAGAGGCACUUAAAAUAAGAGAGGAAAUUCGUGUAGAUCCCUUUCGAACUGGCUUCGAACAUAAAAGACAACCUACUAGUAUUGAUCUAAAUGCAGUGAGAUUGUGCUUUCAAGUUUUCUUAGAAGGAGGACAAAAAGGAAAAUUCAAUGUGCCAUUACCACCAGUUGUAUCUGACCCUAUAUUUGAUAAAAAAGCAAUGUCAGAUCUUGUGAUAUGCAAGCUCAGUCACUCUAAUGCGUCGGUUGCUGGUGGUAUGGAAAUGAUUUUAUUAUGCGAGAAGGUUGCAAAGGAAGAUAUACAAGUUAGAUUUUUCGAGGAGAAGGAGGGGCAAGUUAUUUGGGAAGGAUUUGGUGAUUUUCAGCCCGUUCACGUACAUAAGCAAACAGCAAUUGCAUUCAAAACACCCACAUAUCGCAUGCAGCAAGUGGAGCAACCGGUGCAAAUAUGCAUUCAACUGAAAAGACCGUCGGAUGGUGCGACGAGCGAACCAUUACCUUUUCAGAUGUUACCUCUCGGUGCAGGUAGGCCUGCUUUCUGGUCUUUACGGAAAGCAUUUGCCAGGAAGAAAACAGAUUAUAGUACAUUUAGUAAAAUCUUAGCCACUGAAUCGGCAUUAUUUUCAAACGUUACCCCUAAAUUUCCGCGUAAUGUCGAUGAGUAUAAUAAUAAUGAUGAUUUCAAUGUAAAAAAAUCGAGUAAUAAAAUUUCUGCGUUACGCGCUUUAAAUGAUUUAUAUAACGUAAAAAAUACAUUAGAUUCUUGUAAUGGAAAUAUAGAAAUGAAUCAAAAUAUCUCACAAAAUGUAAAUCAUAUUAAAAGCACUAUUAUAGAUUAUCAAAAUAACGAAAUCCCAAUAAAUGAAGAGAAACAAACUAGAGAAAAUGAACAAAUAAAUAGAAUGUACAAAAUUGAUAAUAGAUAUAUAGACAAAGAAAUGAAUGAUGACAAUUCGGGAACUUUAUCUCGUACUAAAUCCGAUAGUACCGCAGAAAACACGUGUGUAUUUAAGCAAAAUGCAGAUAUAUCCAAAAAUAAUUCCGAUUGGUUCGACUAUUCGGAAGUGGGAAAAUGGGUGCAAAAGGGUCAAAUGUGUCUCAAGGAGAAAGAUAAUGAAACAGAUUUUAAAACAGAAACAACAGAGGAUUGCAAUAAAUCCUUCAAUGAAUUAUUGACACAAGUAGCUGAAUUAGAUCAAAUAUAUGCAGAUACACAUACAAAGUUAGUGCAAGCAGCCAUUGAACAGAAUACAACGGAUCAAUCUAUGGAUAUUGACGUUUGCGAUAAUCAAACUUAUACCAGCUUACAAAUGGCUAUGAAAAAUCCUAUUGAAUUUAUUGAUUUACCAAACGAGAGGAAGUAUGAGGACGUAUGCAUACCAAAAGCAGAUGUUAAUCAAUCUUGUCCUUCUCCUCCAGUAACUACGAAGAGAGACGGAACACAGGAAACGGAAGAGAGAUUACCGCCUUUACCGCCGAAACGAAUCCGCAAAAUGCCUUCUAUGCCUCUUCUACCUCGUCCUAUAUCCUCUCAUAUGACAUCUGAGUCAUUCGUUGAAGCACCAAACAAAACUUUACCUUCUCUACCUGCUACUCUAACUAAGAACUCAAAACAAGGACUAUUUUCAAAAUUGUUCGCAAAGAAAGCAAAGAAAGAUAAAGACUCAAUUUCGAAUGUAUCUAAAGAAAAUAGUCAGCCUUUGUGUUUUACAGGAAAUGUUUCAUAUAUGACAACAAACAAUACUCCAACUAGCCCACAAUUACAAAUUUCAAGACCUAGUGCAAUAAGUACUAAUAGUGUUAAAUCGCUUAAGUUGGAAGGCGACGAAACACCACCAUAUGGAAUUGAAUUAACAGAAGCUGAACAUUAUGCAUUGUAUACUGCUAUGGCACCACAUGCAACUGUAUCAGAGUUUGAUGAAAUGUCCUUCUAUUAUAGUCCAGUAGAAGGUGGAAAAAUUUAUUCUGAAAAAAAAGAAACGUAAUUUGCUUGAAUGUUUAAUAGUGUUGUUUCUAGUAUACUACCAUUUGAGAGUGACAUUUUUCUCCAGUAAUACAUUUUUAGAAGCGAAAAGCAUUGUAAUUGAAUGAAACUGAUUAUUUACAGUUGCAAAACUUAAAUUCUUGUAAUUUGAAUGUGCUUGCGUCCUUAAGAGAAAGAUGCAUUUUAUAUAUUUCAAAUUUAUUAUGAAAAGAGGAUAUAUGAUAAAUCUGUGUUGUGCUAUCUUGAUUAAAACGCUCUGAAACAAAUUCAAUACUGUUCUAGUCAGGGUACAAAUUGUUACUUUGUUUUGAUAACCCUUUAUAUGCAUCCUAAAAAGUAGCUGAAGUAUAAUCUCAGCUGAUACUCGUUUAUUGCGAAGGGUUAGCGUUUUUUCUAGUCAAAUUUUACAGUGUUGCUACUUAUAUUUUUAAUCUUGCGCAUUGCUUUUUACUAUUUAUGACAAGUUGUUAAGUUUUUUUUAUAGCGUCCCAAGAUUAUAAGUACCACUUUGUUUCUAACUUUAGAAUAAGUACUUAAUUUAUAAUAAUAAUAUGAAGAUCAUUUUAUUUGUUUGUAACUCAUAGUUAUUUUGUACCAAAGAUUUAAUCAAUUGUGCAGAUGUAAUGUUUUCAGUGGUAGGGAAUUUUGAAGUGAAGCUCAUAAGCUCUUUUGCCUUCAGAAAAAAUUGAUAUAAUAAUGUUUGUAAAUCACGUGGUUAAUGUACAAUCAUUUAUAGAUGAUCCUGGUUCGUUAAGGCGAAAGCGA
This is a messenger RNA of Bombus terrestris (buff-tailed bumblebee), 3602 nucleotides long. It is a transcript of the gene Dl, whose product is annotated as dorsal. The record is from RefSeq and is a predicted model, not a curated record. Gene Ontology annotation, biological process: cellular response to stress; innate immune response; canonical NF-kappaB signal transduction. The transcript has 7 exons. Lineage: Eukaryota; Metazoa; Arthropoda; Insecta; Hymenoptera; Apidae. The coding region runs from base 385 to 2838 and encodes 817 amino acids. Gene Ontology annotation, cellular component: nucleus; cytoplasm. Gene Ontology annotation, molecular function: DNA-binding transcription factor activity; DNA binding.